AUGCCGAGCCUCCCGCAUGAGCUCGCCCAUGCCCAUCUAAACGUCACCCUGGCUCUCAUCCUGGGCGGCAUGAAUCUCGUCGAGGAGAUCGAUUUUCUAGCCAAUGCACAUGUCUACUCUGGCGGCCACACAAAACGGCCUGACCAGAGUUACAUUCCGUCUGUUCUCCCCGCCGGCCGCUCUGGCGUAUGGCCCUCUGUGGUGAUAGAGACGGGGUAUCCGGAGAGAAGCGCCCGGUGGUGGCUGGAAGAGUCUAGAGGAGACGUCCGGGCUGUGAUAUCUGUCUCUGUGCAUCAGAAGAUGAGGAAGAUCACUCUGACUCACUGGCAGGCUGUUCCUCCUCGUCGCCCAACCCGAGCAACGGCAGGCCAGCUUGUGGCACAAGGGACUCAAGAAGUGGUCAUCACACAGGAGGACAAAGAUUCUCCCAUUGAGGUCACCAACGGGCCAUUUGUGGUUCCGUUCAGCAGCUUUUUCCUUCGUGACGCCACUCCGGGCACGGCUGAGAAGGACAUCGAAUGGUCAGUGGACAGUCUGAAGCUUCUGGCAAGGAAAGUGUGGGCAAAGCAUCCGAACGUCUAG
Penicilliopsis zonata CBS 506.65 is the source of this 582-nucleotide messenger RNA. RefSeq lists its product as hypothetical. The transcript has a single exon. NCBI's taxonomy places the organism in Eukaryota, Fungi, Ascomycota, Eurotiomycetes, Eurotiales, Aspergillaceae. The coding region runs from base 1 to 582 and encodes 193 amino acids. The record is from RefSeq and is a predicted model, not a curated record.